UAUAUUCUUACACUGCAAGCAUAAUGCUUACAGCACAUCAUGCAGGUUGAUAUCUGCCGUAUUACACAGACAAGUGUUUGUUCAAGACAAGGGAGUGAAACAGGUUGGAAUGUAAGGGAUUGUUAAACAAGAGGUACUCAAUAAUGAGUAACAGAGCUAGUGGAGGGCGAUACCAGGAAGACAGAUCACGAGACCAUGGUUCAAGGAAUAGAGACCAUAGCCCAAGGUUUCGUGAACACAGAUCAAAGUCUCGGGACAAAGACUCACAACCUCGAGACCAGGAUGUACAUUCUCGAAAGGGUAGUAGAUCCCGAGAUCACUCAUAUGAGACUAUUGACAGGUUACCGUCAGCCUACAGUAGCAGUGAUGAUUACACAUCAUCUCGUGCAAAAGAUCGGAUACCAACUUCGUACAAUGAUAAGUCCCGGCGGACACAUCGGAUAUUACCACAGACAUACAGUAGCAGUGACGAUUACACCUCGUCUCAAACAUCAGAUCAGAUUCCAAGCAUGAACCAUUUAAAAUUGCGAAGACCUGAGAUUAUAGCUCUGCAGUCUUAUACAAGUAGUAGUGAUGAUUAUACAUCCGGUGAGAGGUUACGGAGAUCAGAACACAGAGGAUCCAGACCUCGAGAUCGUACGCCACAGAUGUACGACCGUGUGCCUCUGCGUUACAAUGAUUCCACUCCAGAACGGUGGAAAGGAGAGGAUGCAGUACAACAUCGUAGAUCUGGCUCCAGAGAUCGCGUUGGAAGAAACAGAGAUGGAAAUCUCAGAGAUCAUGCUUACUUAAGUCGAAGUCGCGAUGAUGUGAUCAGGGUUUCCAUGCCAUAUAUACACGACCGUGAAACUCAAAGCCGAGAUGAUUUGCAUCGAGUUGGGAACAGCACGAUCAAAUCUAAAGACAGGUCAAGUCACAGCCGAGGGGAAUUCCAUAAAAAAUCAGAUAGUGCAUCACAUUCUCAAGAACUGCCAAACAGGAGUCGAGAUAGUGUGGAUCGAACAAGGGCUAAUCAAGCACAUCCUCAAGAACGGUCAAAUAAAACGAGGAAGGAGGUAGAUCGAAUAAAGGAUAACCCCACAAAGUCUCAAGUCAAGUCAAGUAAAACUCAAAAUGAUGUGGGUCCAAGUAAGGAUAGCAAAGCCAGCUCUAAAAGUCGUUUAGGUCGAAAAAAAGAUCCUAAACGUGUUAAGCCAAAAAUAUCUCGGUCACAAGAGAUUCUGCCAGAGCCUCGGGAUCAUAGUGCUCCUCGUUGGGAUUAUUAUUUACAAUCCGACAAAUAUGGGUCUCAUACUACCUUGUCCACAGUCAGUGGAGAAAAGAAAAAUGUUCGUCCAGGUGCUCCAUCAGAGCCAAAUGAAUACAACUUCAACUACAAACGUCGAGGCCUGUUCCUAAUUAUCAACAACAAGAACUUCCACCCCAACACUGGCCAGCAGACAAGGGAGGGAACUGAUGUGGAUGCCGAGAGACUAGAGGAACGCUUCCAAGAUUUAGGUUUUGAGGUCAAGAGGUAUGAUGACGUCAACAGAUCAAGAAUUUCGACUCUAAUGUAUGAUGCUGCAGCCUAUGAUCACUCGAACGCAGACUGUUUUGGGUGCGCCAUAUUGAGUCAUGGACUGGAAGGCCGAGUGUACGCCACUGACGGUUACAUUUCCCUUGAGCUCCUAGUUAUGCCGUUCAAGGGAGACAGGUGCCCAUCUCUUGUUGGAAAACCCAAGCUUUUCUUUCUGCAGGCUUGCCGAGGUACGAAGAUGGAUUAUGGAGUGGACGUGUCCGACUCAAGCCUGUCAUCUAAAGACGAGGAUGAAAUGGAUGCCGCGAACAGUGUCAGCAUACGCAAGAUUCCCAUUGAAGCUGACUUCUUGUUCGCAUAUUCAACAGUACCAGGGUACUAUUCGUGGAGGAACAACCAGGACGGCUCGUGGUUCAUACAGGCCCUGUGCAUCGUGCUGGAGAACUAUGGCCUGAAGAUGGAGCUACUCCACAUGCUCACACAUGUCAACAGGAUUGUUGCGUACGAGUUUGCGUCCUGCACGGACCGUGAAUUUACGGACAAGAUGAAACAAAUGCCCUGUGUUGUUUCCAUGCUGACUCGAUACGUUUUUUUUCGACACAAGAAACAGGACAUCAGAUGAAGACAUCUCCAUUGAUGGUGCUCUGCUUUUACAGUUGAAUAUUCAGCACAAUGUUGCCAUGGAAAUGGUGACCCUGUAUUAGCCUUAUCUGGCUGCAAGAGUUACAGAUGACUUAUUUUAAACAAAUCAAUUUUUGAAGAGCUGAUUGUUUUAUAUUCAUGUUGAAUUUUAUUAAUUCAACAGCAAAGAAUGAUUUUAACACUGUAAUACCACAUGAUUGAUUUAUUGGUAAUAGGUAUUAGCUCUAUGUAAAACACCACCACGAUCACUUUGUUUGGUGUACCACAUGCUCACUACAUGUUCAGAGAGGUUAAACUUAAAGCACUUAUAUAUACUACUCAAAAGAAGUUAAACAACACCUGAUUUUUUCACAUGACUACAGUUAAUCUGCCAUGGUCAUGACAGAAUAAUGACAGACACACAAACAAUUCAGGUGUUGUUCUUCUGUUAAGUAGUAUAAAUAGAAAUAUGCACCUAGUAAUGUGUCUGGCAUAUGACAAGUUGACAUUUGAGGUCUUUAUCAAUUAGGCAUCAAAUAAAGAUAGUGACCAAGCAAGUUGUGAUGCAACAUGAUAUUUUCUGAUUGGAUUGUUACAUCACCGGGCAUCGAUGGUAUGUGGGGACGGGUCUGAUUGUGGCUGACUUCCGUUGGAGGUCAAGGUCACCAGAGGUCACAUGAAGUACAUCUGGGUAUCUGGGUGAUCAAUGCCAAAGAAUAAUUACAAGCCUUGUGGGUUUUAGCUGAAGGAUGAUAGGGAUUAUGUUUGAUUUGCAUCAACUUCAGACAUGGGGACAUGGGUGGCCAGGUCAUCCACAGCGCCACUGUUUUCUGUAUAGAGUUGCCUUUCUUUGGUGAAACUUACGAUCAUGGUUUACUUAUGGACCAUACCCUACUCGUUGGUUUCACCAAAGUAUUAAACGUUGAAGACCUGCAUCACCUCUUCACUAUCAAGCUGACACUAUAUACUACUCAAAAGAAGUAAAGGACCACUUGAUUCUUUCAUAUU
Molecule: messenger RNA, 3145 nt
Organism: Haliotis rufescens (red abalone)
Lineage: Eukaryota; Metazoa; Mollusca; Gastropoda; Lepetellida; Haliotidae
Product: caspase-3-like
Exons: 6
Coding region: 144-2138 (664 amino acids)
Biological process (GO): proteolysis; apoptotic process
Cellular component (GO): cytoplasm
Source: RefSeq, a predicted model, not a curated record